Molecule: messenger RNA, 13437 nt
Organism: Phacochoerus africanus (Common warthog)
Lineage: Eukaryota; Metazoa; Chordata; Mammalia; Artiodactyla; Suidae
Gene: KLF12
Product: KLF transcription factor 12
Exons: 8
Coding region: 2519-3727 (402 amino acids)
Biological process (GO): regulation of transcription by RNA polymerase II
Molecular function (GO): DNA-binding transcription factor activity, RNA polymerase II-specific; RNA polymerase II cis-regulatory region sequence-specific DNA binding
Source: RefSeq, a predicted model, not a curated record
UCUAUCUCUUCUUUUACGGAAGCAGUUUUGAUGUCCUUAAAGUUGAGUGUAAAGAAAAAAAAAAAACAAACCAAAACCCAUUUAGGUUUUGUAUGUUUCGUAUUGGCUGUCAGUUAGCUCUUUUCAUCAGACCGUCUGCCCACUCUCACCUCAGCGAGGAGCCUUCUUCCAGAGUCCACAUGAAACGAAAGGUUCAUCUUAGGGGGUGGUGGGCAAGGCAGAACUGCCUCGCCUUAAGGAGCAGCCGGUGCGAGCAUUCUGCCAACUGGCUGGUUUGUGAGAAUGAGUGAAGUCAUCAAGGCCAGAGCUAUUUUCAUGCACGGACACGGAGCUCCGGGGCAGCUGGAGGUGCUGCACAGAUGAAGAGGUUUUCAGAAGCAGAAAAUUUCCCUGCUGACUGAUAGCAUCCCCGCUUCCCACCGGCGGGGGCCUCUGACAUCUCCAGGCAGCACUAGGUCUUGUGUAAUAGCCCAGACAGAGGAGGGAUGGGGAAGUGUUUCUAGCCUUUCCCGGUUAUCCAAAGCCAGGUCUCCAUAUCAAGAUGCUAGGACCGCCCUCCAGGAUAGGUGGCCCCCUUGGUCAGGAAAAUAGGGGUGGUGCACCAGCUGGAGGUGCAGGCUUCUGUUCAUGGAGCAAGGCGGAUUCUUUUUCCUUUUUUUUUUUUCCUACUUCUUUUACUCAAAAAGGUCAGAAAUGCAAAGGCUGCCCUUUGUGCUGACACCAUCCUGUAGGAGAUUAGGAGCAGAGUAAAGGAAGUGGGAUGUGCAUCAUGUAUAAUUUAUCAGCACAUUGAAAACAAAUUGAACAGCACGCUGGACAGUCAACCACUGCACAACAGCACCGAUGUGGGAGAAAAUGCCUUUCUUAAACUCUUAAGAAAAAGAUCGAUCACUUGUAAAACCAAUUUUUUGGUGUAAUCCGAACUGCGUUUUCCCAUUCUGAUCCUGAACUCUGCCUUGUGGGCUCUGCCACUAAAGAGCCUUCAGAAAUGCAUAAAUGAAUAUGUGAUGAGAGAAUCAUCUACCGGAUGCUGUUUUAACCACUUCCGAAAGGAUCUAAAAGUGUACACCGAGCUCCGGCCCUUCAGCGACUUCAAAAAAGUCCAGAUACAUCCACCAAAUGGAGAUAAAUUUAGCGAUAAUGAGAUACUAAGUUGGCGCCUAAGACAUUCACUCCUUUUCAGCUUCACUGAUGCAAGGAUUUUCAAUUCAAGAAGCAAGAGGUAUCGCCUGAUAAGUAGUUUCCUACAAUAGGAGUGAAUCAAAGCAGACCCUCUUCAGCAUGAGUGCACUCAGGGGUCAUGACUGUGGAAGCUGCCAUGAUUCAACCCUGUUGAGCAAUGGGCCGUCAGAGACAGGAAGCUGCCUUGUUUAUUCAAAGUAGGUACCACAGUCUCAGCCAGCUGAGCAAGGUUUUGCAGACACUUUCAUUCUGAAUAGGAAGCCCUGGUGCAAGCAAAAACCAAAAAGCCAAAGUACUUGGGAUAGGUGUUGAUACAGUACUAAGGCUUUCAGAGCUCCUGUUUAUUUUCUUAAUAUUUUUAAUUAAAAAGGCACAACCUUUACAUUUCUUUUUCAGUAACAGUUAACAGUUUAGCAAAGCUCUCAUGUAAGUCAGGAUUGGACAGAGUGCAUGGCCUGGAUUUCUACAAUGCUUGAUGAAUUCAAAGUUAAUGAAACCUUGAUGCAGGGAGGGGUGGCUUCCUUCAGACUCUUCCAAAAGGCGUAUAUUCAGAGGUUCUGCAGGACAAAAUCACCAUUGCCUUAGGAUUUCUGGGCAAGUGGGGGAGGGAUUGCAGAGUAAUUUGAUAGAAUUGGGGGCAUCAUUUGGAACAUUUUCAAUUACAGAUGAAGAAAGUAAUACCGCAAAGCGUCUUUCUUUCCUGAUAAUAUCAUAGUCUAAGAAUUAUCAUGGAAGUUAGAUGAAUGAAUCCAACUGAGAGUUGCUUUCUGUUCAGUAUUAGACUUGUUAUUUGGGGGGGGGGGGAUUAAGAAAAACUGUAGUAAUCUUAAAUGAAAGCUUUCCUAGAUAUAAUUUACUCUUUCUCUGAAGGCUAAAAGGAACUUGAGGAUCCUGAAAUCUGGUAUUGUUUUGAAAAGCCAGGCUUGAGAUCUAACUUCCUCCUUAUUGCUAUGGGACCAAGGGCACGUAACAUAUCUGGGGCCUCUGUUUCCUCGUUUGUAAGAUGACCUUAAUUAAAAGAACCUCCCUGAAAGGAUUGUUGUGACAUUUUGAAAGAAUAGCUCCAAAAGGCCCUAGUGUGAUGUCUAGUAUGUAGAAAGAGCAAAAUAAAGGUGGCCCAUUCGUAUGAUGACUAAUAAUGUUAUUUUCUUCUUCCUCAAGGCUCUCAUUUGAAAGAUUCAUUUUCACUUCCGUCUGACUAUUGGACCACGGUCUGCAUUUGGUCCACCACCCUCACCUCUGAUACUGGAAAAUAAUUUUCCUUCUGGUGGUCUGAAAUGAAGGCUCUAGCAGUAAUAAAGAUCAGAUCAAUGUGACUCUGGAAACAAAUGGAUGAAUGAAUAUCCAUAUGAAGAGGAAAACAAUAAAGAACAUCGACACCUUUGAGAACAGAAUGUUAAUGCUUGAUGGGAUGCCGGCAGUCAGAGUCAAAACAGAGCUUUUGGAAUCUGAACAAGGGUCUCCAAACGUCCACAACUACCCCGAUAUGGAAGCUGUUCCCCUGUUGCUAAAUAACGUGAAAGGGGAGCCCCCAGAGGACUCGUUAUCCGUAGAUCACUUCCAGACACAAACUGAGCCAGUGGACUUGUCAAUCAACAAAGCCAGGACAUCCCCCACAGCAGUCUCAUCCUCUCCGGUUUCCAUGACAGCGUCUGCCUCCUCACCUUCUUCAACUUCAACCUCUUCAUCGUCUUCUAGUCGUCCAGCCUCAUCCCCCACUGUUAUAACAUCAGUAUCUUCAGCAUCGUCUUCGUCCACAGUAUUAACUCCAGGGCCCCUUGUUGCCUCUGCAUCUGGUGUGGGAGGCCAGCAGUUUUUGCACAUUAUCCACCCUGUACCGCCUUCAAGUCCCAUGAAUUUACAGUCUAACAAACUGAGUCACGUUCACCGCAUCCCCGUGGUGGUACAGUCGGUGCCUGUUGUCUACACAGCUGUGCGGUCACCUGGAAAUGUGAACAACACUAUCGUAGUACCGCUUUUGGAGGAUGGGAGGAGCCAUGGCAAAGCACAAAUGGACCCCCGAGGCCUAUCUCCCAGACAAAGUAAAAGUGACAGUGAUGAUGAUGACCUGCCAAAUGUGACCUUAGAUAGCGUUAAUGAAACUGGAUCUACGGCCCUUUCCAUAGCCAGAGCAGUACAAGAGGUACAUCCGUCCCCAGUGUCCAGGGUCCGGGGAAAUCGAAUGAAUAAUCAGAAGUUUGCUUGUUCAAUCUCACCAUUUAGUAUUGAGAGCACAAGACGCCAGAGAAGGUCUGAAUCCCCAGACUCCAGAAAGCGGCGUAUCCACAGAUGUGAUUUUGAGGGAUGUAACAAAGUCUACACAAAGAGUUCUCACCUGAAGGCUCAUCGAAGGACGCACACAGGAGAGAAGCCCUAUAAGUGUACCUGGGAAGGCUGCACCUGGAAGUUCGCUCGCUCGGAUGAACUGACGAGGCAUUACCGCAAACACACGGGAGUGAAGCCAUUCAAGUGCGCGGACUGUGAUCGCAGCUUUUCCCGGUCAGAUCACCUGGCACUGCACCGCCGGAGGCACAUGCUGGUGUGAGGAAGGCUACCUGUCCAGCUGAGCGUAAGAGCUGGAUCUCUUCGUGGCACCCAAUUCAGCAGGGCUGAAUCCCCUUCACAGUGUUAACGCGAAAGGGCAUCACCAUCCCACGAUGUCUGAAAGUCGAGCAGGAAAAAGAAGUUGUACCGCUUCUCCUUUCUGUCUGAAGGUAACCCCAUCAUGACUACACGAGAAACGACUUCAUGCGGGCCUGGGAGACCGGUGACACAAAGGCUGAAGAGACAGGCAUUGUUUUCUGUGCUGUGUACUCUGCCAUUUAAAGAUGUUUGUAGUUUGUACAUUUUCUGAGCUGUCAGACAUGUUGUGAUUGAUACUUUAACAGGUCAUCUGCCACAAAUGGAUGGCUAGAGCAAGACCUUGUAAUUUGGAUGGCUCUCCCCUCAUCCCACUCCCUGAGCCCCUUUUUACAAACGUUUUAGUUACUGUCUAAGUAAGAUAGAACACACAUCCAAUCUGUUACCAGCAAGCGGCAUGAAAGUAGAAAAGAAGAAGCUGUUGGAGAGGUUCCAUUACCUGGAAAGAAAGGAGCACUCAGGCAGCCCUUUGCAAUAGUGAUGGCGGCAGGCAACUCGAUACCAUCCGCGACUUGUCAUUAUGCCAUGCCCUGGAGAAACCCAACAUUGAUUCUUUCAUUUGUUUGUUGUUGAUCGUUUUUUGUUUUGUUUUGAUUCUGUUUUGUUCAUCUGUUCGAGCAGAGGGGCAGCGACAUUUCAGUUGGAGUCUAGUCCUGGUGUCUGCCCUGGCAUGGAUGGGCCCAGAGCUGUUCUGUAGUUGAAUAGGAAGAGCCUGUCAAAAAAAAAAAAAAAAAAAAAAAACCACAACAACAACAAAAAAAAACUACUGCCCCACUUCACAUCGCAGUGUUCUGUCACCUAGGCAUCAUCUCUUCCUGCCCCUAGUAUUUGAUUACAAGGAAUCUGGCCGGGGGGUGGGGGGAACUUUCUUAGACACACUGGCACCAAGGUAAGAGGUGGGGCUGCCCAGGUAAAGUCAGUGAACAUGAAAAAAUCAGACAAAGUGGAGAUGGAAAGAAUGCACCUCUUGAGGAGAAAAGCAAUAAUGAAUAAAAGGACUUUCCUACAAUAACUUCACUGAGGACUCACAUUACCGAUUUUCAUACUUACUAAAGGGAUUGUAAAAAACACCCCAGUAUUUUAGAUGUCUUGGUUACAUUUACAGCACUGAGGUAAUCUUUCUGCUGUUUGUUGUCCUGCUUGGUUGAGUACCACAAUUAAAGAUUACGCUCCCCCUUUUCUUGUUUGAAAACAGUUAUUUGGUGACUAGAAAGGCCGCAGAGGCAUAGCAGGGAAUUAACUCUUGGGUGAAUGGGUCAUUUCUCCUUGGAACUGAGUCAGUGGGAAGAGAAUGCUCCCCAAGGAAAUUCUGACAUGGUGCUAGUUUCCACCCUUGGAGAGCCAAGGAUAAGUGACUCUCCAAUAGGUUCUUCUCUACAGAUUUCAUUUUCUAAACUGUAUUAUUAGGACCCAGUGAUUCUGCAAUGGCAUCUGCAGGGAUGUCGAACCCCCUCAUCCUGUGCUGAGGGUGAGAGGAAAUUGUAGUCCCAUCCACCCCCUAAAAAUUAUGAGCCUAUUUUGCAACUAGCAGAGUCUAUAAUAAACAAAGCAAUACAUCACCAAUGAGCAUUCUUUCAGAAAAAUUAUCAUAUUUUUUCCCCACUAAAAGCUGGGUUUUUUCAGCUUUUUGUGGCUAAGGGGCUUGGUGAGGUUUUGUUUUGUUUUGUUUUGUUAAUUGUUGUUGUUGUUGUUAAGAUUUUUUAUAGCUUAGAUAUAAGAAGUUGCCAGCAUAGACCUUUGCAAUAUAUUUUAAUUACAAACACUUGAUUUGGGGAACUGCACAAAUUAACCUCAAAAUAGUACUAGCUCAUUUUUAAAGGUUUGAACAUUCUGAAAUGAUUUUUAGUUGCAGAAUUAUCCUUUUCAGGAUCAUCUUCUAGUUCAGAUAAUCUUAUUCUGAUAAAGCAAAAACUAUAAACAUUGAAAAAAGGAUGAUUUGUGUUGGAUGGCAAGAAAAGGAUUUUUUUUUUUUUUUUUUAAGGUUCAAGCAACAGCGUAAUGAUUUUCAGGUCAAAUUCUGUCUUCAAAAAUGUGUGCUCUACAUUUUCUGCCACAUCUGAAAAAUUCAUCAGGCAAUUUCCCUCCAACAAGGGCUGCAAUUCUAUGGAUAAAUAGCUUCUUUAGGUACACAAUGUACUACCCACCAAGCACCAGGGGUAUGUUUUGUUUAUUGUGUUUGUUUUUUACUAACUGGAAAGUUUUAUCUGUACUGUAUGCAACUCCUACUUCUCAUUGCCUCUGACCAUUUUGAAUAGAAAUGCCAGUGUCGGUUACUGGUCAGUGGCAAAGAACACAGAGCAUACUGAACACAGAGCACAGCGAACACAGCUGUGAAGCCCUCUAUGCCAGUCCUGGAACCCAGUUGGCAGGUAGUAGGUGAAUCACUCAGGUGAAGGGCAGACUUGAUUGAAUUCUGCCUGCUCUCAUAAGAAGGGCCAAUCCUUUUCUCUGCUGAGAGAUCUUGAGAAUAUUACAGGUAGAAAUGGUUUUUAGAAAUCAUAGAACUGACAGGCAGCGGGAGCUUCCUGAGUGACGGCUUGCUUUAAAUUUAGCACAGAAUGAAAUGAGAUGCUCCCCUCUAAUAACAUAGGAAAGAUUCAGGGAAGUGAGCGUUUCUGCUUACCCCCUGAAAGUGGAAACCCAACUGAGAAAGUUUACUGAUAAAACCUGUCAGCAUUAUAUCAUUUCCCCCUUUUGACCUAUUGAUACUUCUAAGGAGGGAUCCAAGCACAAGUAGUGAAUGAAUGGCUGAUCUAGUCCCAGGACUGAAACUUACCUGGGGCUUGUCUUGGGACAUAGUAAAUUUUCCUUGGUGAAGGAAAGUGUUUCCCCUUGGAAAGGAAAGUGGUUUGGAAGAGAAGGAAUUACAUAUCUUCAGGCAUAGAAAAGCCUCUUCCAUUUUAUCUUAUGUCCAUUCUAGCCUCUUUUAAAAAGCACAGUAGAUGAUGAACAACAGAAAAGGAGUAGAAUCCAAAGGACUUCUCAGUUGUUCACUAACUGGAAACAUUCUUUGGUUUUAAAAUUUGAAGCUGUUUAAUUUGCAGCUGGGCGUAUGUACGUGUUUCGGAACUUAGACACAGGGAGCUGUAAUGGCUUGAGAAGCUACAGUCGACCUGACUAUCUCGUUUGCAUUGCAGAGAUUGAUUUUAAGGAAGUUAAUAUUAUUUGGAAAGUUAUGAGGUUCAGACUUUGAUGUUUUAAUAGAUUCCUUCCUCACAUUAUGAUCUUAGGCUGUUUGGGGAAAGAUUCUCACUUCCCCAUUCACCUCCAUCACAUUAAUUUUGUGUGGACUCUGAGAAGCCUGCUUGAUAACUUGUCUUAAGUUCUAUUAAGGCAUUUAGACUGAAAUUCUUAAAGGCUUUACCAUAUACAUUAUACUAUUUCCUGACAUUACUUUUACAAAACACUAUAGGACAUUUAUUUUCAAAAGCAGUUGAAUAACAGUAACAUAAACCACAUUUUUUUUAACAACAACAAAAAAGAGCACUUUUUAUUCACUUUAAAGUUUAAGUGGAAAAUAGGAAGAGAAAUGUCAGGGGAAAAAAAAACCUUGCAAAAUGCUACCGAGUUUACAGAUGCCAGUUCUAGAUGAUUAAAAAGCCCAUUCUCCUUAUGAUUGAAAUUUGGCAUAGCUUAUACAAAAAUUGUGUUCAUUUUUAUACAGUUGUUGUGACUUCAAAUUGCUUUGUGUUUUAAACAUAAAUAUAAUUCUGCACUUUGAAAUCAGUUCAUUAGAAUGAUAACAUGUAUAUGGAUAAAGAUGCAGUAUUCCUCAUUCUGUACUUUAUUUAUUAUACUUACCAAAGCUGCAAUUGAAUAAAUCUGGUGAGGUGAGGCCUUCAGAUGUAUUAGUACGCCUUUGUUAUAUUGUUAUGACUGCUUAGAAGUGUAGCCAUGAUGUUGUUAUAAAGGUGUCUUAACAUUUAGAGUAAGGAUUGACAGAAUUGAAGCAGUGUUAAGAAUACCAGCAUUCAUGAUGUGUUGAGUUGUAGUCUUUGUGUAAGGGACUGAAUGUGAGAUAACUAUUAUGAAUCAUAAUAGGCCCAGGAAGCCUUAAUACUCAUAGUCCAUAAUCCAGUCUCAGAUUUUGGUCCUUACUAACUAACGCCUGUAAAUUUAGGAGGUAAAUGUAUUCUACAGCUUCAUUGAUCAGAUCUCUUCCUUCCAGUUUUCCGAGGUAGUGCAUCUCAUUAAAAAAUCAAUUUGAUUUGCUUUUGUUUAGUAAAAGGGUUUGGUAAACCAUGUCUUCCAUAUCACAUUUCUACGUAUCCCCACACUGCCUUCCUCUUACCUGUACAGGCACCGCCAACACAUGCACACCUGAAUACACACCUGUAUAUGCAGCAGCCAGUGGGCUAAUAAAUAUCAAUGAAGAACUUUUUUAAAAAAGAAUGAAUUUGUAAUAAUCCAUGCUGUCUAGAAAUGUAAGUUAUUUACCUUAAGGAAUCAGCUUAUGAUGCUAUAUAUGACUUUGCCUGCAUUUUAUAGUUAAGAAGUGUACAUAAAAAUUUUAAAUGCUAUAUUUUCUCAGUUUCAUUAUAGAAUAAUGUCUGUUUAGCAACCCAUGUCCAUUGGUACUUUAAAUAUGCUAAAUACUGUGCAAUUGCAAUAGAAAUUCAGAUUUUCAUAAGAAAAUGAAAUAGGAUACUGCAUCUUAAAAGAAAAUAGAGUGAAGCUAUUUUGCUGUAUUCGUAACAUAUGUGAUAGUGGAAAAGUAUUUUCAAACUCACAAAUUUUACAGAGGUUGUAAAUAGUUUGAUGAAGUAUGUUGGGAAAAAGAGCUUCUAGUUUUCAUCACAAUAAAAAAAGAAAAACUUGUUCAGAUAUGCCUUGUAUAUCUUACAUACAAUUAGCGAUGUUGCCAUGGCAACUCUGUUCCACUUGGUCAGAGCACAGCCCUCAUGCUCCCUGACAAAAUGCAGUGGCCACUUGUCGCCUUUCAGCCAGGAUGGGUUAGAACACAGUGAAGUCAUUUUAAGUUGCAGACAACUGAUUCCAAACUCGCAAUGUCUUUGCUUGAAAAGAGCAAAACAGCUGCAUGGAUGUCUUGUGCUUAAAAGAAAAAAAAAAAAAAAUGAGCAACUGGUCUCUUUUCUCAGUUACCUUCCUCCUCAGUGAAUUAGUUCUCAAUCAGAAAAAAGCAAACAAACAAAUAAAAAAAAAACAAAACAAACCUCUACAGGGGUUUAUUUUUUCUGAAUCCCAGAAAGAAUACUAUUUAACUGUGGCUCCGUGUUGACCAAUAAGUGCUAACGAUAAGGCCACAUGAGAAGUGAAUCUGUACUGGCAGGAGGAAUAAGAUAAUGCCCAUUUUCAGAAGUGAAUUAAAAACUGAAAGUGCCUGUCAAUAAACAUUAUGACCAAUGAAAUAUUCCUCUACUUUUACACAGCAAUAAUUCCUCAUCAAACUGGAUUUUUUUUCUUCCACAUUUGGGAAACACAUGCACACAGAGUAAAUAUAUGCCCAUAGUAAAGGGAAUGUCUUCACAAAACCCCUCAAAAAUUAUUUGGUGUGUUUUGAAUAUACCUAAUCUUAUUUAUGUUAGCAUUUCAUAAUUUUAUCUUCCUUAGAGAAUGUAAAAAUGCAAAUCUGAACUUUAUGAUUAGCUCCAGCACACACUCUGGCAUAUGGCAAUUAUAAUUUUGAGAUGAAAACUUCACUGAUUUGCCCCAAAGUUUUGCUCAGUUAACAAAGGCAAAUUAUUUAGAGCGAAACAUGAGAAGAUAUCUGUUUUCCUUUAUUUUUAUCCACUAAUAUCAAAUGCACAAAUCCUUGUUUACAUUUCUUCAUUUCCUUUCUCCCUAAUAUUUCCUGUUAUCAUCUAAGAACCAUUUGGGAAUAAAUAUUGAUACAAUCAUUUCUCCUCCAAAAGUCUACUAAAGUACAACUGACAUAUAUAGGAGGUCUAGCCUUUGACUAAUGUUUGCAGUUAGUCCUGGAAAGUUCCAGAUUCAGAACUUCACCAUAUUGUCUUUUUUUUUUUUUUUUUUUUUUUUACUGCUAUAAGUGGAGUCGUGAAUAGAAAUAUACAAGAGGAUUAUAUGAAUAGACAAGAGCCCUGGAAAUGUUCCAGCCACACCAUCUCAGAGCACAAAUCCACCCAAACAAGCUAUUGAGGGCUGUCAGUAAAAUUAUACUCUUCCAGAGCCAAACAUUUGGUAAGAGCAAUUUUAAAAGUAUAACUGCGAUUAGACACUCACGCUUGAGACAGUGAAGACUACCACAGUGGACCACGUUCUCCAGAACGAGACCAUAGUUCUAGAAAACCAUCAUCUCCUAGUUCCUCCUCCACAUUUCGGGAAAGAGGGAGAAGAAGGAAAUGUGCCAGGAUGAGGUGUAAAAUAACCAGUUGAGUGUCAAAGGAAAGCCGCUGAGUUCCUUCAUCUCACUGAAGGCCAGUCUUCGGACUGGGCUGUUUGCUGCAAGUUGUCCGGAAAGGUCUAAAAACUCGAAAGGGCAAAAUUUCAGCAAACCCUAACAUAGUACCUAUUCUUUAGUGAACACUAUAUGCCAAGCACGAUACUAGGUAAUUUUUAGACAUACCACCUCUAAUCCGUACAACAGUUCUAAGUGUUAUGAGUGGGAAACUGAGGCAUGGAAAGGGCGGCUGAGUUGUCUGCACACACAGAUACGGUGAACGGCAGAGUAGGAGUGGAAGUUUCCAGGCGCUGGCUCUGAAGUGUCUGUUCUUUCAAGCACAGCACACUGCACGUGUGUUCCCAGGAGCCAACUUUCCAUUUCUAACUCUUUUAAGUAGUUUUUAUCAUGGAUGUGUAGUUAUCCCAUUUUCCAGAUAAGAAAAGGCAUGUGAUUGAUAAUAGCGCAUGAUUUGGCAGUGGUAUGUGAGAGUUGAAAUCAGUUUUCUGGAGAGUCAUACAUGAAGGAGCAUUAGAAACAAAAGAGCAAUAGCCCUACGUCUCCCUGAACUUGUCACUUGCCUCCUGCUGGGCCUGGAGAUCCAAAAAUCAUCAAAACCCUGCCCUACUUGGGAGCAUUUUAGACAGAGCAGGUUUUCUCGAUUCUGCACGCUUCUUUGUAGGUAGACUCAGAGCCUUUCCACCUGUAGAGACCUUCUAGAGGAUAUUUAAGUUGCAUUUGAAAUGUUCACCUCCAUGGAACUAGCUGUUAAUAACAGAGUCCACUCUUGGCAGUUGGCCGAUGGUGUGGCAAUCACGAACAUGCAGAGGAUGAGCAAGAAGAGAGAAGAGAAAAUUCCUUUUCAGAUGUCUCACCUUGGGAUGUUUUAAAUAGUCUUCUAAAUAAUGUGUUAUAGAAUUGUUGUUAGUUUAAUUGAAUUUUAGGUAGGAUGCUGCCCAACAUCAGAGAAAUGACCCCCACCCCUUUUCUGGGCAGAACAAGGUCUCUUGACAGUAUUGAUUCAUGGAAGUGCUAAUGGACUUAGAAAACAUUAAGAGAAUGUCAUUUGAUGUUUCUUUUCCUGAAAAUGAAUCUCCUGAAUUAUGAUCUUUCUCCCUGUUACUUGGCUGAGGGAAGAGAUAAAACCUGUAUAAACAAAUUCCCUUCCAUGCUGAAGGCAUGUUCCAUAUGCACAACCCACUGCAGAAAAGGGGCUCUCUCCCUAGUUAAUUGGGCUUCGCAAGCAAUAAUUUCUCAACAGCAAAACCACAACAGUGAGUUGAAAGGAGAUGAAUGGUGGAAAGAGUCACAUCGGUACUUUUUCUUUCUGGAUUUUCAUCCCCAGCAAUUUUAAAUGUUUGAGACAACAGAAUCGGCCCUUUGUGCAAAGCAAGAACCAGGGACUCCUUGUGUGAAGUAUUAUAUCUUGCUUUUUUUUUCCAAAGCAGGCUUACCAUGACUUUCACAGAGAUUCAUUUUGUUGUUGUUGUUGUUGAGAAAUGAGGGUGAAUCAGAGAGUAGAAUUUGGGUCAAACGCUAGUCAAAGUGCUCACGUAAUCAAAAAGUAAGAUAUUUUAAGGACAUACCGAUGUCUUUCUUUUCUGCUAAUUUUAUUCUCCUAAGAUACAGCCUAAUACAUUAUAGAAAUGGCUUUCGCCCUACGUGUGUUUCUAGUUUGCCCACAGCAGAAUUUUUGUCAUCACAUCCAGAUGACAGGAUAUAUUUUGUCCCUCACCCUUGAUUACACUGGAUGGGUGUUGUUGAACUGGGGCACUGGUGCCUAUAGUCAAGGCUCUUUCCUAUCAACGUGUCUGUCUACAGUUUGUUGUGUUUAAAAGUCCUCUUUAUUACAAUCACCAUGCUCCCCUGCCCCCACGGAAUGGUGGUUGUAUUGUUUCGUUCAUGUCUGUGUGGGACACAUCGCAUCACAUGGCAAACCACCUCCUUGUGGAUGGGAGAUAACUACUUACAAAACCAGCUUGAAAACAUUGUCUUCUGUACUAUGUCAUCCUGCAUCAUAAUGCAAUUAUGUGUAUCAUCACAUGCUCAUUUUUUUUUUCAAAAAAAAAAAAGGAGAAACCAGCAAAUUCAUGUUUGUCCAUAGAAGAAUGUACUCAGAACGUUCUGUGUUGUGAAAUAAUGAGAACAGACCACGUUUAAGAUACCUACCUGCCACUUAAAAUGACUUAGUUAUAAUUAGUAGUAGUCUAGACAUUGCUCUCGGUGUGUGGGGGUCAAUUCAAAACGUCAUAUGCUUUUGACUAAAUCACUCGGUUGCAUUUGAAGAAAAUACAUGGGGAUAAAGAAAAAUAUCAUCUUUGGCCAAAUCAAGCAGGCAUCUUUUUCCUUUUCCUUGACACUUAGCUCAUUAUACUUGGUGAUUGGAUUACAAGCGCUGUGUAAAAAUACAAAAAAAAAAAAAAAUCCUUUGGUUGACAAAAUGUUUAUUCUAGACUUGAAGCCUCUGAACAGCAAAUUGAAUAGAUGUGCUGCAUCUGAUUCUCUUUACAGAUGUCAUUUGACAAAAGGCUCCUGGGUCUCUGACCCUAGAGAAUUUCAAUGCCCAGAAGAGGUCCUAUGCAUUAAAGGAUUAACCCCCCUCCCCCCCCACCCACCCAGGAUGCUGGCAAGAAAAUGUGUUCAUUUCUUAAGUCUUCAUUUGGUUUUCUGUUCAGAGUUUUAAUUGCAAAUGAGUUUAUUUCUCCAGCUUAUGAAAGAUCUAAUUUCCCAAUAGUUUCCUCUGCAUUUAUAUACUCUGUAGUGUUUAGGCAACCCCUGUUAUAAGUUUAUUAAUAUUAUGUAAGUGUUGUUCUUGUAUUUAUGUAUAGUGUAUGUAUUGUAAAUAUACUCAGAGCUUUUUUCCUUUUACUGUAAAAUUGUGAUUUUUUUUUUUUUUUGCCCUAUGAUAAUGUAAAGGGAGACCCUCCUAAUGAGAUUCUCUCAGAGGAUGAUUAUUCCAGUCUAUUCUCAGAGGUUUAAAUGAACAAGUGUUAUCGUUUUUAAUGGUGUCUCAGACAUAUUCUGUUGGUGCAUUGCUUUUCUGUAUUCAACUUUCCUAUGAAUUGAGCUGUGAACCGAAAUAGAGUUUAAACCUUUAACUGUAUGCAUUUGUAUAAUUAUCUGAAUGAAGGCAUGAAGGUUAAAUAAAGCAUUUUGUAUGGAACAAAACUCCCUAAUUAUUACGAAGGCUGAUUCAGACACUUUGGAAAUCAUAGUUAUUAACCGUUCUAAUUAAACCUUUGUUAUGAAAAGUUUUA